This is a messenger RNA of Halteromyces radiatus, 1701 nucleotides long. Its product is annotated as carbon-nitrogen hydrolase. The coding region runs from base 35 to 1603 and encodes 522 amino acids. Gene Ontology annotation, molecular function: hydrolase activity, acting on carbon-nitrogen (but not peptide) bonds, in linear amides. Lineage: Eukaryota; Fungi; Mucoromycota; Mucoromycetes; Mucorales; Cunninghamellaceae. The record is from RefSeq and is a predicted model, not a curated record. The transcript is spliced from 7 exons.
UUUUUUUUUUCUUUUCUAUAUUAUCAUUGUUUCAAUGUCUUUAUCUCUCGUUUUAUUAUAUAUUGUUGGUUCUUUUGCAACUGGACUCCAAUCUCUUCCUUUCUUUUCUCUUCUUUUUUAUCCAGUAUUAUUGAAUUAUACUAGAAAACAAUGGAAAAACAACAUUUUAGCUUUUAUUGUGAAUACACUUGCUGUAUCUACUGCUACUCUUACUACCUUUGAUAUUGUUUAUGGAACACCUCCAUUUACUCAUUUCUCACGAGUCUUGGUAUAUGCUGCUGUAAAUAAUCUCUUUAUAAUUAUUAGUACAUUGAUAGAUAGACUGGCCUUUAUCAACAAGAAUAGUGGUGUUUGGACUCGUGUUUUACUCUUUCCAUGUAUGUGGACCUAUCUCUGGCAUAUCCAUGACUAUUAUGGCGAUGGUUCUGGUUAUUCUAACAGUACAAGUGAUUGGGCUGCUUGGGCACAGAUUGUGGAUCUAGGAGGAAAAUCAUUAUUGGAUUGGUUACUUGCUCUUUUUGGAACAUGUCUAUUGGAAUAUGAUACUUGGUCAAAACUAUAUUUCCAGUGGAAGGAAUCUUCAUCAAUUUCAGCAACGGAAUCAUCAUUAACAACAACCACGGCAACAACUGAAACAAAACAUAUUCCUUCUGUUAAUCAAGCUCAUUCUUCGCUAUCAUCACGUUUAUCCAAGAUACGACUCCAACUUCUUCUUCAUCCUUUAUCACUUUAUAUGAUCGUGGUUGGAUUGCUAUAUGUAUAUGGAGAAGUCAAAUCAAGUAUUCGUCGUGGAGCAUUUUUUCAAAAACCUAUCAAGGACUGGGCACCUGAUACCAUCCCUGUGGCAUGUGUCAUUGGCUCUGGUGGAUUUGAUAUGGAAUUACGAUCUAAUUAUUCUCAUUGGAUGGACAAAUCGAUAGAUGCUUCUCAGAGAGGUGCUAAACUUGUGUUAUGGUCUGAAGAAGUAGUAUUAACAGAAACUUUACAAGAUGAAGAACGAUUACGAGCAAUGGCAAUCAAAGUAGCAAUGGAACAACAUAUUUACCUGGUAAUAGCUUAUGAUCGACAGUUUCCAACCAAUCACAAUAUGGCUGUUCUAAUCUCACCACAAGGCGAUAUUUUGAUCGAUUAUAUCAAGGCCAAUCCUGUCCCUUUUGAUGAGGACAAUGAACCUGGACCUGGAGUCUUACUUUAUGUGGAUAUUCCUGAAUUUGGACGAAUUGGACUAGUUAUUUGUUAUGAUUUAUCAAUGCCCAAGUUUAUCCGUCAAGCUGGACAAAACAAUGUAGAUGUUCUUUUACAGCCAGCUUUCAAUUGGGGUGCAGGAGCACCAAGUGUACUUCGUAAUCAACAACUUCGACCGAUUGAAAAUGGAUUUACUUUAUUUCGAUGUGUUUCACAAGGUAUCUCUGGUAUCAUUGAACCAGUGAUUCAUGGCCAUUAUGAACAAAAGACGGUGACGAUCUCCAAUUCAGUUUAUAUUUUCAACUUGCCUCUUCAACAACGAAUCAAGACAUUAUAUAGUGAUUAUAUAGGUGAUUUUGUACCAAUGACUAGUUUAGCUUUUAGUAUAGUGAUUUUGACACGUUUACAUUUCUUUUAAAAUAUAUAUUCAGUCAGCAUAAAAUUCAUUGGCUGUGACUGAGCAACAGAAAAAAAAAAAUCUGGACCCGCAAUAAAAAAAAAAAAAAAAGAAUCCAC